UCUUUGCCGUCCUUUCUCUCUCUACACACACAGUGCCAUUGACCUCUGUGCUGUCCAAAUUCACAAAGCUUCUCUCUCACCAACUUGCUUGCUUCUUCUUCUUCUUCUUCUUUUUUUAUCUUCAUCAACUCAAACAAAACAACCAUUUCUCCAAAGCUACCUUUCACUUCUCAUCUGCAACAUUUUCCAGAUUUGAACUUCUGGGUUUGUUUCUUUUCCAGUUUUUUUUUUUUUUUUUUUUUUUUAAAAUUUUUUCACUGUCUUUUGUUUCUGUAGAAACAAACUUGUGUGUGAAACAAACAACGUUAGUGUUGGUGUUUCAUGUUUUUAUGUCUGUUUGAUGAUUGGAUCAUGUAAUUUAAUGUUGUUUAUUAUGUUCUGAUCCCAUAUUUAAAACAACCUUAAUAAAUGUUUUAGUACUAGAACAAAUUAUGUUUUUUUUCAAGAUCUAGUUAAGUCAAAGUCAAACUAUAAUGGAUACAAAAAACCCAUCUGGGAAUUCUUCAAAGAUUGAAACUUUCAUGCAUAAUUCAUCAUCAAGAAGAAGUUCUGGUAGAAAUUCAAUAAGGGAAGUCACUUUUGGUCACUCUGAGUCCAAACCUGUGAGAUAUGGAUCAAAGGGUGCUGUUGAUUCUGAAGCAUUCAGCAUGUCUCAGAAAGAAAUCAGUGAUGAAGAUGCUAGGUUGAUUUAUGUUGAUGAUCCUGAUAGAACAAAUGAGAGAUUUGAAUUUGCUGGGAAUUCGGUUCGGACCGGAAAAUACUCUUUUAUAACUUUUCUUCCUAGGAAUUUGUUUGAACAGUUUCAUAGAGUUGCUUAUAUUUAUUUCCUUAUAAUUGCUAUUCUUAAUCAGUUACCUCAACUAGCUGUUUUUGGUAGAGGUGUAUCAAUUUUGCCAUUAGCUUUUGUUCUUCUUGUUACUGCUGUGAAAGAUGCAUAUGAGGAUUGGAGGAGACAUAGAUCAGAUAAAGUUGAGAAUAAUAGGUUAGGAUUGGUUUUGGUUAAUGGUCAUUUCAUUGAGAAGAAAUGGAAAGAUAUUAGAGUUGGUGAGAUCAUUAAAAUCAAUGCAAAUGAACCGAUUCCUUGUGAUUUUGUUUUGUUGUCGACGAGUGAUCCUACUGGUGUUGCUUACGUUCAAACUCUUAAUCUAGAUGGUGAGUCUAAUUUGAAGACUAGAUAUGCAAAACAAGAGACUCAAUUUAAGUUUCAUGAAAAGGAGAGGUUUAGUGGUUUGAUUAAGUGCGAGAAACCAAAUAGGAAUAUAUAUGGAUUUCAGGCUACAAUGGAGGUUGAUGAAAAGAGAUUGUCACUUGGUUCCUCGAAUAUUGUACUUAGAGGAUGUGAACUUAAGAAUACUAAUUGUGUGGUUGGUGUUGCCGUGUAUUGUGGUCGUGAGACAAAAGCUAUGCUCAACAACUCAGGAGCUCCGUCUAAGAGGAGCCGUCUUGAAACACAAAUGAACUCUGAGAUAAUCAUGCUUUCGUUCUUUCUUGUAGCUUUGUGUUCAGUUACUUCAGUUUGCGCUGCUGUUUGGUUAAAGCGAAACAAGAAUGAAUUGAACCGAUUGCCUUAUUAUAGGAAAUUGGAUUUUUCAAAGGGAAAAGAGGAAAGUUAUCAAUAUUAUGGAUGGGGAGUGGAAAUCCUUUUCACAUUCCUCAUGUCGGUUAUAGUUUACCAGGUUAUGAUCCCGAUAUCCUUGUACAUUUCUAUGGAACUUGUUCGUGUUGGUCAGGCGUACUUCAUGAUCAAAGAUUCUAGAUUGUAUGAUGAGGCAACAAAUUCAAGAUUUCAGUGUAGGGCCUUGAAUAUCAAUGAAGAUUUAGGGCAAAUUAAAUAUGUCUUUUCGGACAAAACUGGCACUCUGACUGAGAACAAGAUGGAGUUUCAAUGCGCUAGUAUUUGGGGUGUCGAUUACAGUUCUGCAAAACCCAGCCUUGAGAAUGAGCAAGUUGAAUACUCUCUUCAAGUGAAUGGAAAGGUCUUGAAGCCAAAGAUGAAGGUGAAAGUUAAUCAAGAGCUUUUGCGAUUGGCAAAAAGUGGAUUUGCAAGCAAAGAUGGAAAACGGAUUUACGAUUUCUUUCUUGCACUGGCCGCAUGCAAUACUAUUGUGCCUCUUGUAGUUGACACAGCCGACCCUACAGUCAAGCUGAUAGAUUAUCAAGGGGAAUCACCAGAUGAACAAGCCUUGACAUAUGCUGCCGCUGCCUAUGGUUUUAUGCUUAUAGAACGAACCUCAGGUCACAUAAUGAUUGAUAUUCAUGGAGAACAACAAAGGUUCAAUGUCUUGGGUUUACAUGAAUUCGAUAGUGAUCGGAAAAGGAUGUCAGUUAUAUUGGGGUGCAACGACAAUUUGGUGAAACUUUUCGUCAAAGGGGCGGAUACAUCAAUGUUCAGUGUGAUCAAUAAAUCAUUGAAUACAGACAUAAUACAGGAUACUGAAACCCAUCUUCACUCUUAUUCUUCUGUGGGUUUGAGGACACUUGUUAUUGGGAUGCGGAACUUAAAUGCUUCAGAAUUUGAUCAAUGGCACUUUGCCUUUGAGGCAGCAAGUACUUCUAUGAUUGGCAGGGCUGCUUUGCUUCGCAAGGUUGCUGCAAAUGUAGAGAAUAACCUAUGCAUAUUGGGCGCUACUGCUAUUGAAGAUAAACUGCAGCAAGGUGUGCCAGAAUCUAUCGAGUCUCUAAGGAAAGCCGGUAUUAAAGUAUGGGUGUUGACUGGGGACAAACAAGAAACUGCCAUAUCAAUUGGCUACUCGUCAAAGCUACUAACAAGUGGCAUGACUCAGUUUAGAAUUAAGAGCAAUAAUCGAGAGUCGUGUAGACGACGUUUACAGGAUGCACUUCUCAUGUCUAGAAAAAACGUAACUGCACCAGAGGUUGGCAACUAUAUUGAAGGAAGUUCUGAUGGAGUUGUUUCAACUCCUAUGGCAUUGAUUAUUGAUGGUACCAGCCUUGUAUAUAUUCUUGAUAGUGAACUUGAAGAAGAGCUCUUUGAACUUGCACGAAGAUGUUCCGUUGUUCUUUGUUGUCGAGUAGCUCCACUGCAAAAGGCUGGGAUUGUCUCUCUCGUAAAGAAUAGGACGGCCGAUAUGACUCUAGCCAUCGGAGAUGGUGCUAAUGAUGUAUCAAUGAUCCAAAUGGCUGAUGUUGGGGUUGGCAUCAGUGGUCAGGAGGGUAGGCAAGCUGUAAUGGCUUCAGAUUUUGCAAUGGGGCAGUUUCGGUUUUUAGUUCCUCUCUUAUUUGUACACGGACACUGGAAUUACCAACGACUAGGCUACAUGGUGCUAUACAAUUUUUACAGAAAUGCUGUCUUUGUGCUCAUUCUGUUUUGGUAUGUUCUCUUCACUGCUUUCACUUUGACAACAGCUAUAAAUGAAUGGAGCAGCAUGUUGUAUUCAAUAAUCUACACUGCAGUGCCAACUAUUGUUGUUGCCAUUUUUGACAAGGAUCUUAGUAAAAGGACUCUUCUACAGAGUCCUCAGCUUUAUGGGGCUGGACAAAGACAAGAGGCCUACAACAAAAAAUUGUUUUGGUUGACGAUAGCCGAUACGUUAUGGCAAAGCGUUGUUGUCUUUUUUGUUCCUCUCUUUGCAUAUUGGGGAAGCACUGUAGAUAUCGCAAGUAUGGGGGAUCUUUGGACUAUUUCGAUAGUUAUUUUGGUCAAUUUGCACUUGGCCAUGGAUGUAAUCAGGUGGACUUGGAUUUCUCAUGCAUCCAUUUGGGGGUCUAUCAUUGCAACUUUCAUAUGUGUCAUGGUUGUUGAUGCUAUACCGUCCCUUCAUGGUUACUGGGCUAUUUUCGAUGUGGCAAGCACCGCAUUAUUCUGGUUAUGUUUGCUAGGAAUACUAAUAGCAGCAUUGCUUCCACGUUUUGUUGUAAAGUUUAUUUAUCAAUAUUAUUGUCCCGACGAUAUUCAGAUUUCAAGAGAAAUCGAGAAGUUUGAGAAUAGAAGGGUCAAUGGAGAUAGACAGAUAGAAAUGCUUCACAUCUCAAAUCCACAAAGAUAACACUAGUGUUGAUCUUGACCCUUUGUUGUAUCAUUUCUUUUUGUAAAGUUAUUCAUUCUUUAGGCUACGUCAGAAUAUUAUUGAUGUUGGUUGCCAUGAUUUCAUUGUUUUCUAUCCAAAGGGUAGAUAGAGUUUUUGUUUCAUACAAAAAGGUUGUUGUAUUUUUGUUCUUCUUGUAUUGAUAAAAUUAGGUUGUUGUAAAUUUACAUUGAUUAUAGCAGAAAAUGAGAAAAAUUGAUUAUAUGUUACUGAUCAAAUUUUAAUAUGAA
Medicago truncatula (barrel medic) is the source of this 4273-nucleotide messenger RNA. Its product is annotated as phospholipid-transporting ATPase 1. Bases 474 to 4004 code for a protein of 1176 amino acids. Gene Ontology annotation, cellular component: plasma membrane. Gene Ontology annotation, molecular function: ATP hydrolysis activity; ATP binding; ATPase-coupled intramembrane lipid carrier activity. NCBI's taxonomy places the organism in Eukaryota, Viridiplantae, Streptophyta, Magnoliopsida, Fabales, Fabaceae. The transcript has 7 exons. The record is from RefSeq and is a predicted model, not a curated record. Gene Ontology annotation, biological process: phospholipid translocation.